UGGAAAUGGCGCAUGACAUCCGACCUGAUAUUUUACCACAGCGCCUGCAAACCCCAGUUUGUUUGUUGUUCUUCGCCUAAACGUUGUCAGUUUCAAUCUACGCUCAUCACACGGAGCACGUAAACCAUGUCGAAUCGCGCGGUGGCCACGUUUGAAAAACCUUUGCAACAUCUGAGCCUGCCGGAUUGGCAUUCCCGGUUGAAUCAGCUGAAAAAUGUGGCCUACAGCAAACGCUCGGAUGCGUUCGAGCUGCGGCAUUUGGCGCGAAAUUUGAGAAACGAGACCAGGAUCCAAACCUACUGGGAUACGUACCACAACAACGAUAAGCUGUCGGAUCGUGUGGCAGAGCUGGAUCGAUGGAGGGAAUCUAUGAGGAUUUUGCUGAAACGGGUUGACGAUGAGAUUGGCUCCUUGAAAGAGGAGAAAGCGUGCACUGAGCGGGAUCUGGACGCCCUGUUGAUGCCACUGACGGUUGUGACGGAUAGCAUUAGCAUGCGAGACUGUCGGCUGGGAUCGGAGCUAACCUACGACGAGGGCGAUACGGAGCUGAAGAACGAGCUGUGCAUCGUGGAAAAUAAUCAACGUUUGUUGAGAGAUCAGAACCAGGGAGCAUGGGAGCAGCUGAAUCGAUUGCAGGAGAUAAAGUUCAAGCUGGAGUUGGAUUUAACGGAUAAGGAUGAGGCACAGGAAAUUGAUCAACAUCAGUUGGAGGUUGAUAAGCACUGUGCCAACGUGACGUUCAAGACGGAGUCGACGAGGGUUCCCAAAAACUCAUGUACUUACAGUAAUUGGUUGGAAUACUGUGAAGAAUUGGUUUCACUCAGCGAGAAAACUUUGUCUGACUCUGCUGCAGUCCGGGAAUCCCUCUUCGCUACUCGCGAGAAAGCCAGAAAUAUUCUCAAAAGUCAACAAGAUCGCACUGCCCAUACAUUACGCAAACGUAUUUUUGAAACCCAACGAGCUAGAAAUGAGCUCGAAUAUCAACAGGGAAAGAUGAAGGAAGAAAUGGACAAAUGUUCUACUGAAAUUGAAACAUUGGAACGCUCGUACAACGAUAAGAUUGACGCCCUAAAAGUAGUCGAGACUCGUCUAGAAAACCGGGCACAACGUUCUGGAAUGGAGCUCUGCAUUGACGAGUCCUAUCAUGGCCUUUCCGAUGAAGUCCACAAAUUACGUGACACUAUCAAGAUCCUCCGAGAAAAAAUCAACGCCGCCAAGACGAUGUACAACAGUUUGCACGAGCUGGCCAAGAAGGUCGAUCAAGAUCUGGAAAACAAACAGCAUGCACUCAUGACGGACAUCCGGUCCCUGGAUCUCCGUGCCCGACUCAACACCGGAGAAUUCGGUGGGAAGUCCACUCAAACGGAUCGCAACAUUCAUCUGUCCAGACUGGAGGACGAAAUCCCCAAAUCGUAAAUCAGCUGAGCCCGAAAUACAUCGAUUAUCAUCAUGGGGUCAUCGUAUCGAAUCGCGUGUCCCAAUUUCACCACUUUUUCUGUGCACUCUCCACAUUAUUCACACCUUUCCGUGAUUGCAUGUCCAAAUACGAAACAGGUUCAUAAGUGCCGAUUAUUUUGCUGCAUGCCAAGCGCCACAAACUGACACUUGCACUCAUUGGUCGCUGGUUUGCGGGGUCCUCGAUAAGUCACAGCCAUGCAUGCCAGCUCGACAAGCCACUGACUUUUAUUGAUUCUAGCAGCACAACAUAAAUUUCCAAUCACUGUUCGGUGCACUUUGGAUGAAAAUCCACUCAACGUGUGAUUUUGAAAUAAAUUACUAGUUUUCCAUCAUAA
Molecule: messenger RNA, 1793 nt
Organism: Armigeres subalbatus
Lineage: Eukaryota; Metazoa; Arthropoda; Insecta; Diptera; Culicidae
Product: tektin-B1
Exons: 3
Coding region: 127-1416 (429 amino acids)
Biological process (GO): cilium movement involved in cell motility; cilium assembly
Cellular component (GO): microtubule cytoskeleton; nucleus
Source: RefSeq, a predicted model, not a curated record